GCUUGAUGAAUUCGGAUUUAAUAAUAGAUAAUGAACCAUCAGGAAUAAAACGAAGCGAAGACACAAUUCUGGCUACUUACGAUGAACUAAUGUUACAUAUAAUAACAUAUGAACAGUCAGAUGGAACAUCUAAAUUACUCUUAUCGGAACCAACUUCAUUUGAAUCACCUUCGCGUGAACUACCUUUAUCUUUGUUCGAGCCACAAAUUAGAGAACAAAUAGAUAGGUAUAUGGACGCUUAUUGUAGUUCACAAUAUUUUUCAAAAAUUAUCUAUGGAGCAGAAUAUGAUGGAAAAAUGCGAAGACAUUGUAGGUAUCGAUGUGAGUUUCAAGGACAGUAUAAUGGUAAAAAAAAAAUGAUCGCUGAAGAACAACAUGAUACAAGAUCUAAAUAUAAUGGGUGCCUGUAG
Messenger RNA from Dentiscutata erythropus, 410 nucleotides. The record is from the annotation of a GenBank genome assembly. Lineage: Eukaryota; Fungi; Glomeromycota; Glomeromycetes; Diversisporales; Gigasporaceae.